AUGAAAAAAGUGGUUUCCGUUCUGUCCAUGGAAAAACCCAUUGUCGAUGAAGCUGCUGCCGACGAAGAAAAAGAAAAACAAAAUGAUGAACUCCAACAGGGGAUGAUCAAUGAUUACUUGUGCAUGAAUUUCAUUCUUAAUGCACUAAGUGCUGAUCUGUACGAUUAUUACAACAACGACAAAACUGCCAAGAAAAAAUGGGAGGCACUGCAGAAAAAAUAUGAUACCGAGGAGGCUGGAACAAAGAAAUAUGCAGUCAGCCGCUACCUCAAAUAUCAGAUGACUGAUGACAAAUCUGUCGAGGCGCAGUCCCAUGAAGUGCAGAAAAUAGCUCAUGAGUUUAUCUCUGAAGGUAUGGUUCUUGAUGAACAAUUUCAAGUUGCUGUUUUAAUUGACAAAUUACCUCCCUCGUGGAAGGAUUUUAAGAAUUAUCUCAGGCACAAAACCAAGGAGUUUUCGCUGGAGAGUUUGAUAACUCGCCUUCGAAUUGAGGAAGAGGCAAGAAAAUAG
Messenger RNA from Mercurialis annua (annual mercury), 510 nucleotides. RefSeq lists its product as uncharacterized. The record is from RefSeq and is a predicted model, not a curated record. Bases 1 to 510 code for a protein of 169 amino acids. NCBI's taxonomy places the organism in Eukaryota, Viridiplantae, Streptophyta, Magnoliopsida, Malpighiales, Euphorbiaceae. The transcript has a single exon.